AUGCUCCAAGUCAAGGCCCUCGUCACCCUCCUCCUCACCAGCACGCUGGCCCUCGCCUCCCCGAUCGAGGUUGAAUCCCGCCAGUCCUGCGCCUACACUUGCGGCAGCGUCUGUUACACCUCAUCGGCCGUGUCUGCCGCCCAGCGCGAGGGCUACUCGCUGCAUUCGUCCGGCGACGACGUCAACAACUACCCGCACGUCUACAACAACUACGAGGGCUUUGAUUUUAGCGUCUCGCCCACCUACUAUGAGUUCCCGAUCUUGAGCUCCGGCAGAAUCUACAGUGGCGGCUCGCCUGGUGCGGACCGUGUCGUUUUCAACCAGAACAACCAGCUUGCGGGCGUUAUUACGCAUACGGGGGCUAGUGGGAAUAACUUUGUUUCUUGCUAG
This is a messenger RNA of Aspergillus calidoustus, 390 nucleotides long. The record is from the annotation of a GenBank genome assembly. Lineage: Eukaryota; Fungi; Ascomycota; Eurotiomycetes; Eurotiales; Aspergillaceae.